Molecule: messenger RNA, 1559 nt
Organism: Hypomesus transpacificus
Lineage: Eukaryota; Metazoa; Chordata; Actinopteri; Osmeriformes; Osmeridae
Product: arrestin domain-containing protein 3-like
Exons: 5
Coding region: 248-658 (136 amino acids)
Biological process (GO): protein transport
Cellular component (GO): cytoplasm; plasma membrane
Source: RefSeq, a predicted model, not a curated record
GACAGAACAAAAGCGCUCUUUUGUCUCACCAAGCAACUUCCCCUCCACAUUCCAUGGGGUCCAUGGACGUGUGGUCUACUCCCUGAAGGUUGAGAUACGACGACCAUGGCAUCUUGUCAAGGAGUUUGAAGUGGAAUUUAACUAUGCUAAUCACAUUGAUGCCAACCACCCAAAGCUUCUGCAUCCUCUUUCAUGCUCAGAAGAAACGGUGGUGUGUUGUCUAUGGUGUGCCUCGGGCCCCGUCACGAUGACUGCACGCCUUGACAGGAAGGGCUAUGUCCCAGGGGAAACCAUUAAAAUCAUGUGUGAGUUUAGCAACGCUUCAACGAGGAACGCCACACCAACUGCAUCACUUAUGCAGCACGAGAAGUAUUCCACUUUGGCUGGAUCCAGAAAGAUGGAUAACAAAUCUCUGGACUCAGCCACAGGAGAGCUAGUGAAGGGUGGGAACCUGCAGGCCUACAGUGAAAUGACGCUGACCAUCCCUGAUACAACCUUUCUCUCCGUCUCCAACUGUUCCAUCAUCGAGGUGGUCUACACUGUGCUGGUGACUCUGUCUAUCAACUGGUCCUCUGACGUCUCAGUAAGCGUCCCCAUUGUGAUAUGUGAUAUUCCGGUUGAUUCACCAGACACUGACGACUUUGAAGACUGUGUGUGAGUAGGAUACGUGGCAGAAACCAAAUCAAGGUCAUGAUAAAACAGCCUUAUUUGGUGCAGUAUUAUUAGUUUACUUCCAGAAAGCAAAACACUUUUAUUUAUUUAUUUAUUUUCUAGAUCAUUACUAAAUAUGAUAGAAUAAUUCCAAUUUCUUCUUGUUUUUGUCCAUAUUGUGAAGUGUUCUAGAUGUGUACUCAGUAUUAGCAAAGAGUAUAGAAUCACAUAUAAGUUCUUUGGUAUUAGAUAUACAGUUUUGUUACCAAUAUAGGAAUUACAUUAUUUGUGCUUAAUUCCAUAGCAUUGUGUUUCAUUGUUUGAGUUUAUGCAUGGUCAUUGACGUUGUUGUUGCUAAUAACAACAUAUUGUUGAAAUGAUACGGUAUGCUAUCACAUAUCAUAGAAUAUGUGUCAGGAAUCGGGUAAUAUUAGAUUUAGGUUUUAUAUUAGUGUAGAAUUAUGGAUUUGCUUGAUUAGGACUUUUUUGUCGAUUGGCUGUAGUUUUGUUUCAAUGGUCAACACUCCUGGUUUAUUAUGCUAUACUUGAAUCUCACUGAUAUUGUGUUCAGUGGGGAUAAACUAUUCAUUGCAAUACACUUUUAACAGCUGAUGUUAGAGAUAUGCUGCUUUUUGUAGUAAUAUUUUUACCAUGUCUGCCUCGGAUAUUUUGUAUUUAUUUAUUUAUUCGAAGCUACCUCAAACUCAAGUGUUCCUUAAGCUGAAGUUUUCCUGCAUGCCAAUUUUGAAGUUAAUGAGACAUCCUAGAGGGACAUUUACAGUGGGGGCACUCAAUAAGUUACAAAUGAUAAUAAAAUGUGUCACAACGUAGUUUAUGAAGUAUGAAAUGUCAUAGGGAUGUUUACACACUUUAUCAAUAAAUAAAAUGGGCUUAAGUCAGUAACCUGU